AACUUUGCUAAGUCUAUCGAUUUUAUAUUGUGUUCUAUCUCAUCACUUACUAAGUUUUUCUUAUGAACAAUGCUUUCGCACAAACAGUAUCUUUUAAUCCCAAAAGUAUUUAUAUCUUAAAUGAACCAUAUACAUAGUGUUAAAUUACAGGAUUGUUGUCAAUAUUUGUAUAUCAUUAACUUUAGAUUUUUUUUCUACAUUGGUCGUUGAAUUUAUUGAGGUUAUGUUUCUGUCCUAGUGUUGUUUUUAAAAGGGAGAUAAAAAAUAUUUUAAUUAUAUAGUUUCAAUAAAAUCAUGCUUUUUGUCUAUGUAAGCAACAGUGUAUAUUUAUGGCUUUUGCCAAAAUGAAAUUAAAAGAUUGUGUCAUUAGUUUUGGAUCAUUUAUUUUAGGAUGUGUGAUAACUGUGAACCUUUUGAGCCUAAGUAUGAAUGAAAAAUCCAAAGGACAUCACUGCUCAGAAGAAUCAGAUGUUUCUCUAAAAAAUGCUAAAGAUAUUAAACUGUUUAGUGCAAUUGAUUACUUUUUGCUUGUAAUCAUUAUUAGUGGGGCAGAUAAUGUCAUUCAAAGGACUGCAAUAAGAGAAACAUGGGGUUUAUUAAAUAAAGAUUAUGCAGAUGUACAAUAUUUUUUUAUUAUUGGCAGCCAUGGCAUGUCAGAUGAAAAGAUUUCAAAACUGAAGAAAGAACAAAUAAAAUACAAUGAUUUGUUUCUUUUGUCAGUUACAGACAAUUACAAAACAUUAACCAUAAAAUUGCUACAUUCAUUUGUUUGGUUUGAUACAGAAUUCAAUUUUAAAUACAUACUAAAAUGUGAUGAUGACUCAUUUGUCUUAAUACCAAAAGUUGUCAACGAGUUACAAAACAAUCUAGCGCAAUAUGAGCAUUUAUAUUGGGGAUAUUUUGAUGGCAGAGCACACGUAAAACAAAUGGGGAAAUGGAAAGAGACCAAUUGGUUUUUAUGUGACCAUUAUCUUCCCUAUGCAUUAGGUGGAGGCUAUGUGUUGUCUCGAUCAUUGGUUCAUUAUAUAAGACAAAACCAACAUUUAUUAGGGACGUACCUGAGUGAGGACGUUUCAGUGGGAACCUGGCUGUCUCCACUAAAUAUCACCAGAUUUCAUGAUGUGAGAUUUGAUACAGAAUAUCUGUCUCGUGGUUGCAAUAACAGUUUUAUUGUUACUCAUAAGCAGUCACCAAAACAAAUGAAAGCGUUUUAUUCAAUGUUUAUUCAAACUGGAAAACUUUGUACAAAGGAAACUAAAACUCGAAAAUCUUACAAGUACAACUGGAACGUAUUGCCAACCAAGUGUUGUCUUCCAGAGGACCUACAAGAACCUAAGAAUAAACAGAAAGAGUUAAUCUAGACAUACCUCAAUGUAUUACGUUCUGGAUGUUGUGAAACUACAUGUGUGAUUUGAUCUAUUUUUUUAUUAACUGAAAAAGUUUAUAUUAAUAUACUUCAGUGUUUUACUUCUAAGUGUAUUAAACUGUAUUGUUAAACUGUGCGACUUGGUCAAUUUUAUAUUGUUGCAAUGGUGCUGAAUCUCACUUGCAAAUAAAAUGUACUUCUUUAUUCAAAGUUUGUUUUUAACGAUGGAAAAGUUGAAGGAUAAUUGGAUUUCAGACACUUGCCAUUGUCAUAUGUUUCAAAAUGUAUAAGAACUAUCCUCGAAACGUUGUGUUACAUAAAAUGUACUUAAGAUAUUUAUUUUUUGGACUCCAAUCUACUGCUUAUAUAAUUGUAUAAGAAAUAACAGAUUAAUAUGUACAAUAUAAUUCUUGUACUUUUUUACAAUUAAUAUUUGGAAUGUUUUUCUAUGAUUUUACCUUUCAACCUAUUACAAAUAUGUGAAAAAUUCAA
Homalodisca vitripennis (glassy-winged sharpshooter) is the source of this 1858-nucleotide messenger RNA. RefSeq names its product beta-1,3-galactosyltransferase 6-like. The record is from RefSeq and is a predicted model, not a curated record. Gene Ontology annotation, biological process: glycosaminoglycan biosynthetic process. Bases 330 to 1361 code for a protein of 343 amino acids. Gene Ontology annotation, cellular component: membrane. The transcript is spliced from 2 exons. Gene Ontology annotation, molecular function: UDP-galactosyltransferase activity. Lineage: Eukaryota; Metazoa; Arthropoda; Insecta; Hemiptera; Cicadellidae.